Aethina tumida (small hive beetle) is the source of this 1317-nucleotide messenger RNA. RefSeq lists its product as uncharacterized. The record is from RefSeq and is a predicted model, not a curated record. NCBI's taxonomy places the organism in Eukaryota, Metazoa, Arthropoda, Insecta, Coleoptera, Nitidulidae. The transcript is spliced from 4 exons. Bases 196 to 1080 code for a protein of 294 amino acids.
CGAUCCGGACUAGAUGUGGACCAGAAACGCCCACCAAUUCGACUUCGUCGCGACGCUCACAGAGGAGUACUGAAACGUUAACGCCGUCCGAUACGUACUAUAAAUUGUGUCUGGUUUAUUUUAUGAAAUAAUUUAAUAAAAUGUGAUUGAACCGAAGAAAUUUUAACUGAAUAUUUUUGGCGGUGUUUAAGUGCUAUGUUUACAAUGUUCUUGAGAAGUCGAAAUAUUCAAGUCCUCGGAGUUCUAGCGCUAGUUAAUCUGGCAAUAUGCUUGAAAAUCACCAACAUGACCGCACCAGUGGUCCAGGAUCCGCGGUCCGAUCUCCAGAUCCACUGCCAGUUCGACAUGGGGGGCGAGGAACUUUACGCCGUCAAGUGGUACAAGGACGAUCACGAAUUCUAUCGUUACGCUCCCACUGGUCCCAGCGUCUACGUCGAUUUCCCAGUGCCGGGCGUCAACGUUAACAAAAGGAAAUCCAAGUGCAUUAAGGAUACUUGUUAUCUGGUGUUGCAGGAGUUGCAGCGGCCCUACAGUUCGGGGUCGUACAGGUGUGAGGUGUCCAGUGAGGCUCCGGCGUUCAGAUUGGCCUCGAGGACUUAUAAUAUUACUGUGGCAGCCUUGCCGGCGAGUCUACCCAGUAUAGAGGACAUGUCGGAUAGUUAUUUUACCGGGGAGGUGAUACUUUCGUCUUGCACAUCCGAUUUUGGCGACCCCCAACCUAAAUUAACCUGGACGAUCAAUAGUAAAGAAGUAUUGCCAAAGUAUGUUAAGGAGUUGCCGAGUAAAAUUGAGUUCUUUGAAUCUAACAAACAUGUUAACCUCCAGAAUAGGAUUCUCCAAUUGAAUUUGCCCUUGGAUAAAAAGAUUACUGGCAAACAACCCUCAAAAAAGUUGGAGAUCGAAUGUGUAUCCUCGGUUGAUGGUAUAAACCAUCUUGUUUCAGUGAAAAGGACUGUUACGAUAACUGAUGAAAAUCAACUGGUGAAAAAUCAAAUGUUGCACUGGCCCAACAGGACCAGUAAACUGGUUGUUAGUCAAUUUGUGUCAAUAAUUUUGCUCAUUGUACUAAAACUUUGUUAAAAUCUAGGUGUUCUAGAAAAAGAGUCCAGAGAUGUAUAUAUUUGUUGUUCUACUCUCAUAUCAAAGUUCUUUUAAUAUAAAAAAAUUGUAGCUGUACUCCAGUGUAAAUAAAUCCAUGACAUUUAUUUAAAUUACACAGAUAUCGAAUUGAACCUGUAUUUUCAAGAGUUACGACAUCAUUUAAAAAUAUAUAGAUUCUAUGAAAUUUAUACCAUGUACAUUUUACGUAUUCAUGUU